AUGCCUGCCUGCAUACCUCUACUACCUACUACAUGCCCACCUGCCUGCCUAUCUUCUUACCUACGCGUGUAUUUAUCGUCGCCACCGCCUCGUUUACAGUACCCACGCGCCCGCCGCUCGCCGCCUGCCGCCCGCCGCCCGCCUAAUUCCAGCCCUGCAUAA
Molecule: messenger RNA, 162 nt
Organism: Heterobasidion irregulare TC 32-1
Lineage: Eukaryota; Fungi; Basidiomycota; Agaricomycetes; Russulales; Bondarzewiaceae
Exons: 1
Coding region: 1-162 (53 amino acids)
Source: RefSeq, a predicted model, not a curated record